UCUGGUCUUUGGAACCCGGCUUUCUCCCGUCCGCCUUUCAGCAUGAAAGCUUUCAGCCCGGUGCGGUCCGUCAGGAAAAACGGUCUCUCGGAGCACAACCUGGGCAUCUCCCGGAGCAAAACGCCCGUGGAUGACCCUAUGAGCCUGCUGUACAACAUGAACGAUUGCUACUCCAAGCUGAAGGAGCUGGUGCCCAGCAUCCCGCAGAACAAGAAAGUCAGCAAGAUGGAAAUCCUCCAGCACGUUAUUGACUACAUCUUGGACCUGCAGAUCGCCCUGGACUCGCACCCGACCAUCGUCAGCCUUCACCACCAGAGACCUGGGCAGAACCCUUCCUCCAGAACUCCUCUGACCACCCUAAACACAGACAUCAGCAUCCUCUCGCUACAGGCGUCCGAGUUUCCCUCAGAGCUCAUGUCAAGCGACAGCAAAGCACUUUGUGGCUGAAACAAACGGUGAGUGCGAUGCUCUUUAUUUUUCAGACUUCAGGUUAAAAAAAAAAUGCCUGUUUAGGGAACGAGAGAUGUGCUUGGCCAUG
Molecule: messenger RNA, 538 nt
Organism: Indicator indicator
Lineage: Eukaryota; Metazoa; Chordata; Aves; Piciformes; Indicatoridae
Gene: ID2
Product: inhibitor of DNA binding 2
Exons: 2
Coding region: 43-447 (134 amino acids)
Biological process (GO): cell differentiation; circadian regulation of gene expression; negative regulation of transcription by RNA polymerase II
Cellular component (GO): nucleus; cytoplasm
Molecular function (GO): protein dimerization activity; transcription regulator activity
Source: RefSeq, a predicted model, not a curated record